Molecule: messenger RNA, 867 nt
Organism: Penaeus vannamei (Pacific white shrimp)
Lineage: Eukaryota; Metazoa; Arthropoda; Malacostraca; Decapoda; Penaeidae
Source: RefSeq, a predicted model, not a curated record
AUGAGAAUAGCAACAGAAAGAAGCAAAACAGAGAAGCAACAGAAGAAUGCCACAAAGUACCCCACAGAGAAGCAACAGAAGAAGGAACAAAGAGCAACAGAAGAAGCAACAGUAGAAGCACAGAAGAAGCCCAACAGAAGAACAUACAAGAAGCAACAGAGAAAAGCAACAGAGAAGCAAACAAAAGAAGCAACAGAAGAAGCAUACAGAAGAAGCAACCAGAAAGAAAGCAACAAGAGAAAAGCUACAGAAGAAAGCAAAGAGAGAUCAGAAGAAGCAACAGAAGUAAGCAAACAGAGAAAGCAACAGAAGAAAGCAACAGAAAGAAGCCACAGCAGAAAGGAUAGCACAGAAAGAAGAACAGUAGAAGCACACGGUAAGAAGCAACAGAAAGCAAUCAUGAAGAAAGCAACAGACAAGAUGCACAGAUACAGCAACAGAGAAGCAACAGAGAGCAAGAAGAAGCAACAGAAGAAGCAAUCAGAAGAACAACAGAAAGCAACAGCACAAGAAAGACAGCAACAAAAAAGCACAGAGAAAGCAACAGAAGAAGCAAGAAGAAGCACAGAAAAGCAACAGAAGCAAGCAACAGGAAAAGCAAACAGAAGGAAGCAACAGAGAGAAGCAACAGUAAGUAAAGCAAACAGAGAGCAACAGAGUAAAGCAAUCAGAAGUCAGAUAAGCAAAUACAGAGAAGCUAACAGGAAGAAGCAAUCAGAGAAGCAACUAGGAAGCAACAGGCAGAGAAGCAACAGGAAGAAGCAACAAUUAGAUAGCAUAUCAGAAGAAGAAGCAACAGAGAGAAACAGAAGAAGCAACAGAGAAGCAACAGAAGAAGCACAACAGAGAAGCAACAGAAUAAGCAAC